Molecule: messenger RNA, 741 nt
Organism: Fonticula alba
Lineage: Eukaryota; Rotosphaerida; Fonticulaceae
Exons: 1
Coding region: 1-741 (246 amino acids)
Biological process (GO): regulation of small GTPase mediated signal transduction; activation of GTPase activity
Cellular component (GO): cytoplasm
Molecular function (GO): GTPase activator activity
Source: RefSeq, a predicted model, not a curated record
AUGUUCCACGUGUCGACUCUCCUGCCCUACAACCCUUCAGACCCCCAGCAGAUCCAGCGCAAACGCCACAUCGGCAAUGACGUGUGCCUGAUCAUCUUCCACGAGGGAGACCCAGCGGUCGGGUUCGAUCCGACCACCCUCCGCUCGCAGUUCACGCACAUCCAGGCGGUGGUGCGGCCGAUCCGGUCGCGACGCCCCUUCGUCGCCAGCCAGACCCCAGUUCCCCGGUACCGGAUGGAGGUCUGCGCGCGGGACGAUGUGCCGGAAUUUGCCCCGGAGCUGCCGGCCCCCCCGGAAUUCGAUGCUUCGGAGCUCCGGGAGAUCCUGCUGGCCAAGUUGAUCAAUGGCGAACGCUCGGCCAUGGAGGCCCCGCGCUUCAAGGAGCCUCACCUUCGGGCCCGAGCCCGGCACUUUUCCUUCCUGUGCGAAACAUACGCCGACCAUCCGAUCACCGGGUCCGCUCCGCCGACCAUCCUGUUCCAGUCGUCAGCCCCAUCGUCGUCGCCAUCCAGCAUGAGUUCCUCGGGUCCCGGCAUGCCGCUGUCGUCCAGCGGGGGGUCCUCCUCAUCGCUGUUGUCUGGGACCGCUGCCUCCAGCGCGUCGCUGUCCUCCAUCUCCUCUGGCUCUUCCUCCACAGCCGGCGGCAGCCACUGCGGCAACAAUGUGCCGGGCAGCACCGGCGCGCUCUUCCCCCUGUCAGGGGCGACGAUCUCCAUCCCCUCGUCCUCCCUUCGCCCUUGA